Molecule: messenger RNA, 894 nt
Organism: Sorghum bicolor (sorghum)
Lineage: Eukaryota; Viridiplantae; Streptophyta; Magnoliopsida; Poales; Poaceae
Exons: 13
Coding region: 1-894 (297 amino acids)
Source: RefSeq, a predicted model, not a curated record
AUGGAGGAGCCGCCGCAGCAGCAGCAGCAGCAGAUGACCACCACUGCCAACUAUGACAAAGCUAGUGUCGUCUACCUCUCGAACAGUCUGGUCCACACCAAUGCACUAAACAUGCUUCUGUCUACACCACACUGUGUGAAGAAGACUGCAAAGCAAAAGAGGAAAUCUGUUGACUACAGUAAUGUUCUUCUAGCAUUACCUUUUUGUCCAUUGCCAGCAAAGAAAAUGGUGCCAGGUGCUGCAGGAAAGGAAAGGGCAGCAACCAACAAUAACACUACAGGUGGUGGACCAUCAAUUUCAGGAAACAAGAAUCCUAAGGCUGCACGUGCACCCAAGAAGGAAGCACCAAUGAAAGGUUGUCUAGGUGAUGUAACUGAACCAAAUGAAGAAGCAGGUACAGUGCUGCUACAGAACCCUGGGAAUGCAGAAGAUACUCUGGAAGAGGAUCCUGCAGUGCAACAACCAAACGACGUCAAUACUGAACAACAGACCAUAGAGGAACAAGCAGUUGUCGAGAACCAACAAGACAUUGUGGUUAAUCAGCAACACCUUCCAGAAGAACAAGCAGGCAUAGUGCGAGAACAAAACAUUCAAAAUGCUAUAGAAGAAAAUGUGCCAGAGGAUCAUGCAGUUUUUGCUGAUAUAUUCAACUUUCCAUUGAAUAAUGAGCUCGUGGAUCUUGGACAAAUUGAAGACAUUAUGGAGGAUCCAGCUGGAGUUGAGAAUAAACAAAAUAUAAUCAAUAAUCAGCAACACAUUCCAGACCAACAAGCAGGAAUAGUGCAACAGCAGAACCCUGCUGAAAAUGCCAUAGAAGUUGCAGAGGACGACCCUACAGUCUUCGGUGAUAUAUUCGACUUUCCAUUAAAUAAUCAACUUAUGGACCUAGACUGA